Messenger RNA from Salvia hispanica, 820 nucleotides. RefSeq lists its product as uncharacterized. The record is from RefSeq and is a predicted model, not a curated record. NCBI's taxonomy places the organism in Eukaryota, Viridiplantae, Streptophyta, Magnoliopsida, Lamiales, Lamiaceae.
UUUUCAGCUAUGUAUUAAAUUAGAAAGCCAAGCAAAGAAUAAGGCUCUGUUUUUCUCUUGGCCAAAACCAAACAAGGAAAGUUAGGAACAGAUACAUAUUGUAUUUGUAAAGUAAAGCUAAAUAUUUAUUCUCCUUUAUAAGCUUCUGAAAUUCAUCAAACAUCAGUAUUUUCAUUGCAAAAUUUUGCCAAAAGUAUCAUAAAUGGAGCCAAGAAAUAUGAAAUUUGAGUAUGUUUUGCCUUCCUCUUGGUGGACUGAGACUGCUGUUUCCCAUUGUUUGCUCAUUGACAUUCCAGGAUUCAAGGAGGAGGAAGUGAGGAUUCGAACCGACGACCACGGUCACGUCAUCGUGAGCGGAGAAAGGCAGGCCAACGAAAGCAUCAUCCUACACUUCGAGCAGGCAUAUAAGGUACCCGAAGAUUGCAAUAUACAAGAAACCAAUGCCAUCUUAGAGGACAACACCUACUAUGUCAAAAUUGCUAAGAAACUCAAUUCUGAAGUUGAGAACUCAAUCUCAACCUCAGUUCACGAAGACCGUCAUGCUCAAGAAAGCAGCACGUCUAAUGGUGUUGACAACACCAACAACGAUGAUUCCAACCAGAACUGCCAAGAAAUUGCCAAGGGAGAGAGGCCGGACUCUAGUUUCCGGCAGAAACUAUCAAAGAUGGUGAAGACGAAGAGAUGCUUUGUUUUGACAUCUUUAGUAGCAUUUUCACUAGGAGUUCUUGUAUCUCACCGUUACCAGUCCACUACACAGGUUAAAAUCGAAACAUCUCAACAAAGACUGUUUUACAGAUAUGAUAUAGCCAUUAUUUAGUUA